Messenger RNA from Aspergillus pseudotamarii, 940 nucleotides. RefSeq names its product putative vacuolar transporter chaperon Vtc1. NCBI's taxonomy places the organism in Eukaryota, Fungi, Ascomycota, Eurotiomycetes, Eurotiales, Aspergillaceae. Bases 321 to 692 code for a protein of 123 amino acids. Gene Ontology annotation, cellular component: vacuolar transporter chaperone complex; fungal-type vacuole membrane. The record is from RefSeq and is a predicted model, not a curated record. The transcript is spliced from 2 exons.
UUUUGUAGCGGGGCAGAAUCUGGGCCGUCUUGAAUACCGACAGUAGCGGUUGCAGUAACUGUAUCGAUCCUCUCUAGUCUCCCCCCCGACGCAAAGAAUUAAUUUUUUUUUAUCUCUCCCUCUUCUCUUCUUCCUUCUUUAACCGAGCGUCAUCUAUCUUUUUUUCCUUUCAUCAUAUUUCUUGGCUGUAACAUUAUCGAGGUUGAUCAGAAACUCUCGACCUCAAUUGCUCUCACUCCUCCUUCAAGCUCUCCGGAUCCCAUCUCAAUAGCUCUUAUCUCUGGACCCCCUUUCGUACCCACACUCACACACGGACCAAAAUGUCGAGUCAACCUCUCCUCCAGACUGCCCCAGGCAAGCGCAUCGCCCUGCCCACUAGAGUCGAACCCAAGGUCUUCUUCGCCAACGAGCGGACCUUCCUCUCCUGGCUCAAUUUCACCGUCAUCCUGGGCGGUUUGGCUGUCGGUCUCCUGAACUUCGGUGAUCGCAUCGGCCGUAUCUCCGCCGGUCUCUUCACCAUCAUCGCCAUGGCGGCCAUGAUCUACGCCCUCUGUACUUUCCACUGGCGCGCAGCCAGCAUCCGCAAACGCGGCCAGAGUGGCAUCGACGACCGCUUCGGUCCCACCGUUCUGGCCCUCGCCUUGUUGGCGGCCGUCGUCGUUAACUUCAUCCUCAGAAUCACAGAGAACUAAAACCAUCUCCUGUGUUUUCUUCGGUUUUGUUUUCUAGUGCUUUUUUUUCUCAAACCCCCUUGUUUUGUGGGGCACGUGCCCGUACUUUUGCUGGCGCUAGACCUGGGUUAUGUGUUAUGGUCUAUGCCCUUUAUGGACUUGUCUCUUAUUCGUGCUGGGGGUGGACGUCGCUGGUCGGUGCAAGGGUGAAAAUAUCGGUAGAUAGAUUAUGGUCUGGUCUGAUGAGCGGUCACAAGACCGUAUUUUCU